AUGAAGAAGUUGGAUGAUACUAAAGGUGACAAAGAUAGAGAACAUCAUGGACUUUUCACAGGAGCUGAGAAGGGCCACAGGGGCAGGCCAAGAGGAGCACAGACAAGCAGCAGAAUUGGUGCCUUUUGCAAGACUGAAAUCACGACAGGUCCAGAAACUGAUGCCCAAUUCCAUUUCACUGGUAUCAAAAAAUAUUUCAACUCUUACACUCUCACAGGUAGAAUGAAUUGUGUACUGACCACAUAUGGAGGCACUGCUUUGAUGGUCUUAUACUUCAAGUUAAGGUCUAAAAAAAAACCAGCUGUGAAAGCAACAUAA
Molecule: messenger RNA, 318 nt
Organism: Zalophus californianus (California sea lion)
Lineage: Eukaryota; Metazoa; Chordata; Mammalia; Carnivora; Otariidae
Product: ATP synthase membrane subunit DAPIT, mitochondrial-like
Exons: 3
Coding region: 1-318 (105 amino acids)
Source: RefSeq, a predicted model, not a curated record